GAGGCCUGGAGAGGUUUAGAAAAUAGAGGGCUUCUGAGAUCCCAGCCAAAGCUCCUCAUGGGGGCACUCAGUGUCUUGGGGCGGGGCCGCACAGGACUUCAGCCUUAGAAGACCAAGAAGAACGGUCUGUGGAGCACAGGGUACUGUGAUCACCAAAAGCACCCGUUUCAGACGGGGAGCUAAGGCUCUAGGUCACCCACGUUGCUAAUUGUGCGAUUGGUACUACACGCAGGACAUGGAAAUACUGGUGGUUGGGGUGGUGGCAGUACUCCUCGGAGUCACCGUGGUCAUCGCCUGUAUUCUCUGCUGCUUCAGCUAUGACUCGAAGACCCAGGAUCCUCAGGGAGGCCCUGGCCGCAGCUUUACUGUGGCCACAUUUCGUCAAGAAUCUUCUCUCUUCACCAGGCCCGAUAGACAAGCCCAGCCAGUGCCGAGUGCCCAGGACUUCUGGACCAUCAUGUGAGGCCUAAGAGUCCUUCAGGAUUUGUUUCUUCGUAGAUCAGAACCACCAACCCCUUCAUCAAGCCUUCCCUGGGGUUCCCAGCCUCCCAGGCCUGCCUCCCUGUCCUCCUGUACCUCAUGA
Messenger RNA from Fukomys damarensis (Damara mole-rat), 583 nucleotides. It is a transcript of the gene Spaar, whose product is annotated as small regulatory polypeptide of amino acid response. Bases 236 to 463 code for a protein of 75 amino acids. The transcript has a single exon. NCBI's taxonomy places the organism in Eukaryota, Metazoa, Chordata, Mammalia, Rodentia, Bathyergidae. The record is from RefSeq and is a predicted model, not a curated record.